Messenger RNA from Puccinia graminis f. sp. tritici CRL 75-36-700-3, 1941 nucleotides. RefSeq lists its product as uncharacterized. Bases 529 to 1575 code for a protein of 348 amino acids. NCBI's taxonomy places the organism in Eukaryota, Fungi, Basidiomycota, Pucciniomycetes, Pucciniales, Pucciniaceae. The record is from RefSeq and is a predicted model, not a curated record. The transcript has 3 exons.
CCCCCUUCAGGCAGGAGUGGGCUCAGAGCAGGUUGACCGUCCGCCAACUCUUACAUAUGUUGUAAUGGCCAUCCCCAUCAUCCAUGCUUCACUCGUUAACUCUUAUACAAUCCUAUCAGAAUUAGAUCUUCUCAGUGCUAGAUCGACCGCCUCUCCUGAAAACCUUCUACAUGGAUUAUAGGACGAUCCAGUGCGGAUUCUAAUAAUAAUCUGGCGAGGCUGAUGGCUAUAUUGGGAUAAUUUGUAUCAGCCUCGCCCAGGACUUUCAAACACUGGUCCUCUCUCUCUCUCGGCGCUCGUUGGGGAUCCAGUUAGCGAAAUCAGAUUGGAUAUCAGCCUCUGCUUAUCUCGCCUCAGGCUCAACCUCAAGCCUGCCCAACCCAGCUGCCCUCUCCAUCCGCCCCGUCGAGAGAACAGUCACCUCCGGGCUAGCCAUGUCUUUCCUGUUGUUGUUUGGGUUCAAGUGUGCUCACAAUAUUCCUGCGAAGCGAUUCUCCAACCAACCAUCCUCUGCUUGAUUCUUGAGUCAUGCCUUUGAUGGUCUUCUUCUUCUUCUUCUGGCUGACGAUUUCUCUCAAUGUAGUAUUCCCUCUGAUGCUUGAUUCGAAGACCGUCGAAGUGGCAGUAGCAGCAUCCAAAUUCGAUGGCCAUGAGCAGAAGAGGCCAGCAGCGAUCCUAAGACUCCGCCAGCUUCCGCCGCCCGUCUCGACCGUCACGGCCACGGUGACGCUGACGGUCACCAACACGGCGUCGCCAGUCCCACCGUCCUCCUCCAUUGCUGCCUCCCCACUGGCGACGGCCACCAAUCCCGUGAGCUUGUCCGGAAUACCUUCAAGCCCUCCAACCUUCGUCACGGCUACCGACCAAGACCUUCCUCCUCCCUCCUCCCUCCCCUCAAUCAGUCUCCCCUCAUCCAUCAGCCCCGCAGCCUCCGCCCUCCCCACGCCACUCGAUCAACCACCCUCCUCCUCCUCAACAUCCACCGCAGACUUAUUCCCCUCAUCAAGCUCGCUCCUUCCCUCGGUUGGCUCCCCUUCAACUUCAGCAUCGACUCGACAAAGCAGCCCAUCGGGCUCGCUGAAUCCAAACUCGAGCAGCUCAGGAGACGACAAUACGAGAGGGGAGGAAUCUGGGCGAGAGCCGGGCGAGGAGGAUAGACGGGGGCUCAACCGACUGUUGGUGCCGUUCAUCGUGAUCUCGGUGCUCUGUUCGGUAUGUCUGGCGGCGGGCUUCCUAGUGUAUCUGUGGCCGUAUCUGCGGGAGGCCCGGCUGGGCCAGCAGGCUCUCGGGCAGCAGGCCGGCCCGACAAUCUUCGAGCAGGACUACGCCGUCUGCGCAAAGACAUUCGCUCCCAAUCCCUCCGGGGCCUUGGACUACCAACGCAGCCUCUCCCGCAAACGCAAUCGAAAGGCCCGGCUCGUCGACCAGCCCCUGCCUAACCAGAUAACCGCCUCCUCCGCCGCCGCGUCUCCGGACUUCAGUAAUCUCCCCAAGCCCGACCCCCGGGGGCUCCAUGAACCCACUCUCUGGCUCCCCCAAACUGCUGCCGGACCCGGCCUUACUCGGCCCGCUUGAAGCCGGUCGUCUUGCAUACUCUUCAUUCAUCUUCUGCUUGUAUUCACAGUCUCCCUCGUCUUUCCGUUCGUCUCUUUUCUGUGCCUUCUUCUUCUUGUUUCGCUUCUAGAUUCUUGUGUUGGUAUGGUUUGCCGUCAGGAUGUCGCUCCCAACAGCCGCCGAAUUAAUUGUAGACUUACAUAUACAAACACACUCAUACACUAUAACACAUCUAUUUAUACGCAACUCAUCCAAAGAGUCUUGUUUCUGUUUUCUGUUUUCUUUUCUUUUUUUCGGUGGUCACGUUCUUUUUUUUCAAGAACUAUUCUUGUAAAGCACUUCCACUCACAAAGAAAGAAAAAAAAACCUCUUCAACCUUUCCUUUAA